UUUAAAGUAAUCUAUUACUUUUAUUGCAGAUUACACAGUAUGUAUUGUUGUUUAAAGUAAUCUGUUACUUUACUACAAAUUUGUUUGUCCAAAGUAAUCCAUUACUGUUUCAGGAUUGUCAUUUUUGUCACUUGAAGUUACUUUUUGUAAUCCUGCAGAACAGAAGAGACUCAAUCCUAAGAAGGACAUAAAGGGGGCGGGACGCUGGUGCAGCGGUCAGCACUCACAAUUAGAAGGUCUCACCUGGAGGUUCUCCAGGUGUGAGACAGAAACACACGUGGAGGUUCCACAGGUGUGAGACAGAAACACACCUGGAGGUUCUACAGGUGUGAGACAGAAACACACCUGGAGGUUCUACAGGUGUGAGACAGAAACACCUGGAGGUUCUACAGGUGUGAGACAGAAACACACCUGGAGGUUCUCCAGGUGUGAGACAGAAACACACCUGGAGGUUCUACAUACUGGCUUUAAUAGACUUCGUUAGAGUCCAGCUGGUCCGUUUUAUUUACCUCUCAGAUCUGCAGGUUUCUAUCAGGACUCGUUUGGACGCUUUUCACUUCUGUGAGAGUGCUUUUAUUUUGAAGGAAAGUACCAUUACUUUGAAGGUUCUAUUGUUUUGAAGUUUCUUCUGAGGAGAAUCCAGGUUCCGAACGAGAACAUCAGAUCCAGAUCUUUGUCCUGUUCUAGUGUGUAGGAGCAGUGUGAGUUCAGAGUGGCUGACGUGUCAGUGAAGGCAUCAUGCUGCCUUCACUGACACGUCAGCGGACCGCGAUGCGUUUACUGACCCGUUAGCAGACCGCGAUGCCUUCACUGACCCGUUAGCAGACCGCGAUGCCUUCACUGACCUGCCAGCGGACCGUGCUGCCUUCACUGACCCGUUAGCAGACAGCGAUGCCUUCACUGACACGUCAGCGGACCGUGCUGCCUUCACUGACCCGUCAGCGGACCGUGCUGCCUUCACUGACCCGUUAGCAGACCGCGAUGCCUUCACUGACCUGCCAGCGGACCGUGCUGCCUUCACUGACCCGUUAGCAGACAGCGAUGCCUUCACUGACACGCUGUUUCAAGGAUGACCGGAUCGUGUUCUGGACCUGGAUGUUCUCCACCUACUUCAUGGAGAAGUGGGCGCCGCGGCAGGACGACAUGCUGUUCUACGUGCGCAGGAAGCCGGCCUACGUCAGCGCGGAUAACGGCGAGGGCAGGAAGGUGGAGGUGGAGGUCUACCGGAGGGACUCCAAGAAGCUUCCGGGUCUCGGAGACCCCGACAUCGACUGGGAGGAGAGCGUCUACCUGAACCUCAUCCUGCAGAAGCUGGACUACGUGGUGACGUGCGCCGUCUGCACGCGCUCAGACGCGGGGGACAUCCACAUCCACAGGAAGAAGUGUCAGGAAGUGUUCGCCUCGCCCAGCAAGCACGCCAUGGACAGCAAAGGGGAGGAGUCUAAGAUGAGCUACCCCAACAUCUUCUUCAUGAUCGACAACUUUGAGGAGGUGUUCAGGGACAUGACGGUGGGCGAGGGCGAGAUGGUGUGCGUGGAGCUGGUGGCCAGCGACAAGAGCAACACCUUCCAGGGCGUCAUCUUCCAGGGCUCCAUCCGCUACGAGGCGCUGAAGAAGGUCUACGACAACCGGGUGAGCGUGGCCGCUAAGAUGGCGCAGCGGAUGUCGUUCGGCUUCUACAAGUACAACAACAUGGAGUUCGUGAGGAUGAAGGGCCCGCAGGGCAAAGGUCACGCCGAGAUGGCGGUCAGCCGCGUCCCCACGGGCGACACGUCGCCCUGCGGCACCGAGGAGGAGCAGCCCUCCCCCGUGCAGGAGCGGGUCACGUCGUUCAGCACCCCCCCCACCCCGGAGAGGAACCGCCCCUCCUUCUUCUCCCCGUCUCUGAGGAGGAAAAUGCCUCGGAACCGGAUCGCCGAGAUGAAGAAGUCCCACUCGGCCAACGACAGCGAGGAGUUCUUCAGGGAGGAGGAGGACGAAGAUCUCCACGCCGCCACCAACCUGCGCUCGCGCUCGCUGUCCGGAACCGGCCGCUCGCUGGUGGGCUCGUGGCUCAAACUGAACCGGACCGAGGACUACUUCCUGCUGUACUCGCACCUGACCUACGUCACGCUGCCGCUGCACCGCAUCACCGCAGACAUCCUGGAGGUCCGGCAGAAACCCAUCCUGAUGACGUAGCGGCAGACCCCCCUCCCCCCUCGACCAAGUGCCUCCUGACUGCAGCCCCUCCCCCGCUGACAGGUGGAGGUGUUCCUCACUAAACCAGCCGUUCAGAAAGUGCCUCCUCCUGCUGUCUGAGGCCGUCUCCAUGGAAACGGGCCGGGCCCGGAGGGACAGGAAGUGAGGGAGCGUGCUCUACAGUACAGAACCUGCUGCCUUGCUCACUGGACUGCGCAGCGCCACCUGCAGGAGGUUCUACAGCGGGUCGGGUCGGACGGAACCGCCCAGCCCACUGGCUCACUCGUUCACUUGAAAGUCACAGGAACCAAAGGAACCUCAGAAGGUCCGACUCUGUCCAGGUUUGAAACCAGCAGCUCCACCCGGAUCAGAACCGCCUCUCCUUUGGGUUCAGAGGAAGAACUGGAGAACGGGCCGCCGCCGCCUCAGAUCACCAAAUCCAGGUCGAAGGGGCGGUCCGGUCCGGUUCUGAAAGGAACUUUGAUCCCAGCCUUAAUGCCACUCAGUCCUCCUGAGUGAGCUGUUCCUGACCCGGUUCUGCCUCCUCAAACCCACUCGGAUCUCAGGGCCCAAAGGAGGCUUUGCGGGCGUGUCCUAACUUCCUCGUUUUUUAAGGCCAGGUCACAUGACCACUCACCUUUCUGAGGCUGCGCUGGUGAUUUAGGGGGCGGAGUCACACUGAGACAGUGUGUUCACAUCCGGACUGCAUCUGCUCCUCCAGAACUCUUCCAGAACCGUCUCCAUUCCUGUGGUCCAGUGGCUGACGCUUCUGUUUUCAGAGUUCGAUUCUGUCUGUUGUGAGGAAUCGAACCUGAACUAUGACGGCGUCAUCAGGACGCCCCGCCCACAUUAAACACUUUCACACAAACCGGA
This is a messenger RNA of Oryzias melastigma (Indian medaka), 3051 nucleotides long. RefSeq names its product KIAA0930 ortholog. Lineage: Eukaryota; Metazoa; Chordata; Actinopteri; Beloniformes; Adrianichthyidae. The transcript is spliced from 10 exons. The record is from RefSeq and is a predicted model, not a curated record. The coding region runs from base 1042 to 2178 and encodes 378 amino acids.